Sorex araneus (European shrew) is the source of this 8515-nucleotide messenger RNA. It is a transcript of the gene ELFN2, whose product is annotated as extracellular leucine rich repeat and fibronectin type III domain containing 2. NCBI's taxonomy places the organism in Eukaryota, Metazoa, Chordata, Mammalia, Eulipotyphla, Soricidae. The coding region runs from base 2307 to 4766 and encodes 819 amino acids. The transcript has 2 exons. The record is from RefSeq and is a predicted model, not a curated record. Gene Ontology annotation, cellular component: plasma membrane. Gene Ontology annotation, molecular function: protein binding.
CCAGCCGCCAGGGCAAGGAAGGUGUGGGGAAGGAGGGGGAGGGCAUUUGCAUGCAACGCCAGGCGAGAGUGAGGGAGCGAGAAAGAGAGAGCAAGAGAUGAAAAGAAAUUACCCUCUGCCAGGAUCUUGUUAUUCAACCCAGUUUCCAAAGGACCACAGCUGGCGCACUGAGAUAAUCCGUUAAUUAUAACAGCCAUUGUGCUCGGGCAGCGAGAGGGAGACCGAGGCUGGGGGCGGGGAUGGGGGCGGGCGCAGGUCAGCAGUUGGGGGUCACCGGACCUACCUACCGGAGGGUGCAAGGGCGGGCGAGAGGAGGGUGUCGCCCUUCAUUCCAGAAGGAGCGAGGAGGGUCCGUGGGCCACCGACAGCUGCCAACUUUAUUGAGCACUUACUGUGUGCGCGAGCUCGGCGGGCAGGCAGCCCCCUUGCAGGCGGCCCCCUGCACUCCCAUUUCACGGAAGGGGAGGCCGAGGCCCACGGGCGCUGGAGCUUGGGGGGGCGGAGGCUGCGCUCACAGGGGCAGCCAAGGGGGGUCUGAGCCAGCUGGGCCUUGGCAGGAGGGUGUCCGCAGAGGCCCCCCGGGUGCUGGCUGCACCCCUGACCCCUGGCAGGCGUGGGGUGUCCCUCCCACCCAUUUCCGGGGUUCCUGAGGCAGACAGGGCCUCCUUGUUCUCUCGCGGGACAGCUGCAGGGCCACACCCGCUUCUGAGGAGCCAGAGUCAGGGUCAGCCGGGGGACCCCGAGUGACCCCCGGACGGGACUGUGAAGACCCGGGGGGUGUCAGUUGAGCUCGCGGGGUCCCGGCCCCGGAGAGGCGGGGGGCAGACAGGCAGGAGGCCUGGCGAGAGGGGGAUGGGGCAUCCCGGGGGGCCCAGGGCCCGCAGCAGCAGCUUCCAUGGGGGAGGGGCUAGGAGAGGCCCCGGGCACGGCCCCCCAUCCCCGGCCUCGGGGACCCCCGUGCAGCAGCUCGGCCCGGGCUGGCAGCGCUUUUGGGGAAACAGGUUUGGGGCGAGGGUCGCUCAGAGCCCAGCAGUCAGCCCAGUCCCGGGAGCGCCCGGCCCGGCCCAGGGCCUGCUGGAGCCCAGCUGGGCUUGACUGGGGGUCUGACACCCCGAGAGAGACACGGUUCCCCCCCCCCCCCCGACACGGCCGGCCGGAGCCAGGCCCGCACAGUGCUCAGGAUCGCGGCCUUGCCGGGAGCCCCCGACUCACUGGCGCCCCCUGCGCCAGGCUCAGCCACCCCUGGGCGGGGGGCGGCCCAGCCGGCUGGGAACCCCGAGCACCGCCGGGUGCGCCCUGGACCCCCGAGCCAGGGGCGGCUGCUGGGACUUCCCCUCCCCCAAGGCUGGGGGUCCGGUGGUCCCCACCACCCUUUGAAGUUGGCUCCACGGCCCCCCACCCAGGGGCCACACAGGAGGUGGUGCUGGAGGGGGACGUGCCGGACCCCCUGGGGGUCCUGGUGGUGCUGCUGGAGCCUCCCCACACACCCUCCUUGCGACUCACUGGAAUGUUCUUCAACCCACUGUCGGGGGCGGGGUCCGUAGCGCCGGCGCACAGCAGGUCCGGGCCCCAGCACGGCCUCAGUUUCCUGCUCUGUCAGGUGGGAACGUGGACCGCACGAGCCGGGCGGGGGGGGGGGGUGCCCGGGAGCGGGAGGCGCCUAGGCCCACCCACUUGAGCCCCAGUUUUCCUCUUGCCCUGGGCUGCCCCAAGGUGCCGGGGGCGGGUGGGGGGGGGGCGGCCGAGCCGGCUCUGGUGCAUAGUAGGUGCUCCAUAAAUGUUUAUUGAAUGAAUGAAUGGAGGCCGUGCAGGCAGCGCGCAGGCCCUGAGGCGAGCGGGGCCGUGGACAUCGGGACCAGGUGACAGAUGGGUCUCUUCCUUCCUGCCCCCGGCUCCCGCGCCCCCCCUUCCCAGCGCCGAGCCCCAGCCUCCCGCGGGAAUCAUCUGAACUGCUGAGCCCUGAACCCGAGGAGGAAGAGGAGGAGGAGGAGGAGGAGGAGGAGGAAGGCGAGGAAGACCGGCAGCCCUAGAGCCCUGGCGCUUUCCCACGCAGGCGCAGACGGUGCCCCCGGCCCGGCCCCGGCGCCCAGCGGGUAGCGCCCUCCCCCCCCCCCCCCCCCCCCCGAGAAAAACACCCAGCGGCCCUGGGCACCCACCGCACCUGGGACCCCCGCGCCGGGGGUCGCCCCCACGAUGGUGGCGGCCCCGGGGAGGACUGUGCCGCCCGCCUGGGCCUCGGGCCGCUAGGCUUGCCCCGGACGACCCCGCCGCCGCCGCCCCGCGGCCUGCGGGCCUGCCCGGGGGCCAUGCUGCGCCUGGGGCUGUGCGCCGCCGCGCUGCUGUGCGUGUGCCGGCCGGGCGCUGUGCGGGCCGACUGCUGGCUCAUCGAGGGCGACAAGGGCUACGUGUGGCUGGCCAUCUGCAGCCAGAACCAGCCGCCCUACGAGACCAUACCGCAGCACAUCAACAGCACCGUGCACGACCUGCGGCUCAACGAGAACAAGCUCAAGGCCGUGCUCUACUCGUCGCUCAACCGCUUCGGGAACCUCACGGACCUCAACCUCACCAAGAACGAGAUCUCCUACAUCGAGGACGGCGCCUUCCUGGGCCAGGCGAGCCUGCAGGUGCUGCAGCUGGGCUACAACAAGCUCAGCAACCUGACGGAGGGCAUGCUGCGCGGCAUGGGCCGCCUGCAGUUCCUCUUCGUGCAGCACAACCUCAUCGAGGUGGUGACGCCGGCCGCCUUCUCCGAGUGCCCCAGCCUCAUCAGCAUCGACCUGUCCUCCAACCGCCUCAGCCGCCUGGACGGCGCCACCUUCGCCAGCCUGGCCAGCCUCAUGGUGUGCGAGCUGGCGGGCAACCCCUUCAACUGCGAGUGCGACCUCUUCGGCUUCCUGGCGUGGCUGGUGGUGUUCAACAACGUCACCAAGAACUACGACCGGCUGCAGUGCGAGGCCCCGCGUGAGUUCGCCGGCUACCCGCUGCUGGUGCCGCGGCCCUACCACAGCCUCAACGCCAUCACGGUGCUGCAGGCCAAGUGCCGCAACGGCUCGCUGCCCCUGCGGCCCGCCAGCCACCCCACGCCCUACUCCACCGACGCGCAGCGCGAGCCCGACGAGAACUCGGGCUUCAGCCCCGAUGACCUCCUGUCCGUCGAGCCGCCUGCCUCGUCCUCGUCCACCACCGACGCGGCGGCCGGGCCGGCCAUCAAGCUGCACCACGUCACCUUCACCUCGGCCACGCUGGUGGUCAUCAUCCCGCACCCCUACAGCAAGAUGUACGUGCUGGUGCAGUACAACAACAGCUACUUCUCCGACGUCAUGACGCUCAAGAACAAGAAGGAGAUCGUGACGCUCGACAAGCUGCGGGCGCACACCGAGUACACCUUCUGCGUCACGUCGCUGCGUAACAGCCGCCGCUUCAACCACACCUGCCUGACCUUCAGCACGCGCGACCCGGUGCCCGGUGACCUGGCGCCCAGCACGUCCACCACCACCCACUACAUCAUGACCAUCCUGGGCUGCCUCUUCGGCAUGGUCAUCGUGCUGGGCGCCGUGUACUACUGUCUGCGCAAGCGCCGCUCCCAGGAGGAGAAGCAGCGCUCGCUCAAGGUCAAGAAGACCAUCCUGGAGAUGCGCUACGGCGCUGACGUGGACGCGGGCUCCGUGGUGCACGCGGCGCAGAAGCUGGGCGAGCCCCCCGUGCUGCCCGUGGCGCGCAUGGCGCCCAUCCCCGCCAUGAUCGGGGAGAAGCUGCCCGCCGCCAAGGGGCUGGAGGCCGGGCUGGACACGCCCAAGGUGGCCACCAAGGGCAACUACAUCGAGGUGCGCACGGGCUCGGGCGGGGAGGGCCUGGCGCGGCCGGAGGAUGACCUCCCGGACCUGGAGAACGGCCAGGGCUCGGCGGCCGAGAUCUCCACCAUCGCCAAGGAGGUGGACAAGGUCAACCAGAUCAUCAACAACUGCAUCGACGCGCUCAAGCUAGACUCGGCCUCCUUCCUGGGCGGCGGCGGCGGCGGCGGCGGCGGGGACCCCGAGCUGGCCUUCGAGUGCCAGUCCCUGCCGCCCGCCGCCACCGCCUCGGCGGCCGUGGUGCCCGCGGCGCUGGAGCGCCCCAGCUUCCUGUCCCCGCCCUACAAGGAGGCCGCGCACCACCCGCUGCAGCGCCAGCUCAGCGCCGACGCCGCCGUGGCGCGCAAGACCUGCAGCGUCUCGUCCAGCGGCUCCAUCAAGAGCGCCAAGGUCUUCAGCCUGGACGUGCCCGACCACCCCGCGGCCGCGGGGCUGGCCAAGGGCGACGCCAAGUACAUCGAGAAGGGCAGCCCGCUCAACAGCCCGCUGGACCGGCUGCCGCUGGUGCCCGCGGGCGGCGCGGGCGCGGGCGUGCACCACCUGGAGGUGAAGCCCGCCUUCCACUGCAGCGAGCACCGGCACAGCUUCCCCGCGCUCUACUACGACGAGGGCGCCGACAGCCUGAGCCAGCGCGUGUCCUUCCUCAAGCCGCUGGCGCGCGCCAAGCGGGACGCGGCCUACUCGCAGCUCUCGCCCAGACACUACUACUCGGGCUACUCGUCCAGCCCCGAGUACUCGUCCGAGAGCACCCACAAGAUCUGGGAGCGCUUCCGGCCCUACAAGAAGCACCAGCGCGAGGAGGUGUACAUGGCCGCCGGCCACGCCCUGCGCAAGAAGGUCCAGUUCGCCAAGGACGAGGACCUGCACGACAUCCUGGAUUACUGGAAGGGGGUCUCGGCCCAGCAGAAGCUCUGAGCCCCGCGCGCGCGCGCUCGCCUGCCCGGUGAGGUCGGAGCGGGAGGGCGCGGCGGGGCGCAUGGGCGCAUGCGCGCGCGCAGGGGGGGGCCGCGGGGCGGGGGGGGCGCGCGCGCGCCAGGACGCACACGCACACCCGCACGCACGCACGCACGCACACACCUGACCACCACCUGACUGUGAACCACCACCCGACAAUAACGGACUGGGGAAACAGACACGUUCUCCUUCAAGUUUACACCCCGAUGCCCCACCAGUUGUCGUUACUGUGCUGCCCAGGGCGCGCGGGGCCGGGCCAGCGGGGGCGGCCCCCGGGGCCAGGGCGACGGGCCACCCGGCGCGAGGCCCCGCCCUCCGGGACGCGCAGACGGAGGUCCCCGAGGGCCACAGGGAUGGACGGCCCCAGGGUCAGAGGGCGGGCAAGGAGUCGCCUCAACCCCGCCCAGUGCUACACCCCGCCCCCGCCCCCGCGGCACCCCUGGGCCCCCUCCCCUCCCCUCCGCCCGCCCCCACCCCUCUCCGGGACGGUGACCUCCCUGUCGCCCGGGAGGCCACUGGGCAGCGGGGAGGGGGCCGUGCUUCCCGGGAAAGCCCCCCUGGCCGCGCGCCCCCGCCCGCCCCCGCCGGCUCCCCGCGGAGAGGCAGGGGGUGGCCGCGGCUCCCGCCCCUUCCUCCGGCCCCUUCUAGCGUCUUCCAAGCAUCGCGAGGAGCGGUGCCCGGGGUCGGAGGAGGGGGCCCGGGCCAGCCCCCCACUGCAUCUCAGGUGCAGCCCCCCCCUUCCCCUGUCCCCGAGCACCUCUGGCCUCCGGGACCCCCACUCAUCCCCCCCCAAAGGCCGCAGUGAACUGUGAUGCCUGAGAAGGUGGGGUGCUUACGGGGACUUUCCUGGCCCGGACCCCCACAUCCUGGCCGACCCCCCUCAGGGGCUCUCAGGGCCGCCCCUGGGCCUGAGGAAGGAGGGUUUCCUGGGGCUUGGCCCCGCGCCCUCUCUUGGUUGCCCCCCCCUCACUCCAGGCCUCAGGGCGUCCGUGUUUCCAUGGAAACAGCCACUCCCCCCCACCCCGCUGACCCCCACCCAACACCCAACAAAGCACAAACAGUGAGCGCCCCUUCCCGCGCUGGGGGGCGGGCGGGGAUGAGGCUCGCGGGGCUCCGCCCCCGGCGAGGCCCCGCCCCCGUCUCCAUGGCAACGCGGAGACUGGCCGUUGGGACCGUUGGGCGGUUGGGGGAUGAUCCGGCCGCGGGCAGCCGCGGGGGGCGCUGGCCCCGGCUCUCUCCGGAGCUGGAGACUGGGGUGCGGGGUUCCUGAUCCCAGAGCCGGGGUCCGUCCCGAGGGGGGCGGCGGGGGGCGACGCAGCCGGUGUCAGCCACAGCCCCUCGGGACUUGAGGGACGGGCGGGGGGCGACGGGCCGCUCCGAGCUGGGGGCGGGGGUCUGAUGGGGAAAGCCGGGCCGACCCUCGACGGGGAGCUUUUUGCUGUGGGGGGGCUCGGGAAGGGGGGCGACCUCGCUCACUCAGAGGACGAACCAAGCCCAGGGCUCGCUUGGGGGGGGUGACACUCGCGAAGAAAGGACUGUUCUGGGGGGGUGAGGGCAGGGGGGAGCCCCAGGGAGACGCAGAGCAGCCGCCCCCGCCCCGCCCCCUCCUCACUCCGGACCGGACCGAAACCAGCCAGCCGGCGGGCGGCGGGCGCGAAGCAGAUCCCCUGUUAUAUUUGCAUGAUGAUUUUACUGUAUUUUUUCUGAGCAAACAUCUGUCGUGUAUGUGCCAGUCUGUCCCGUCCCCCCUCCCCCCGCCCGGCCCCCCGCCCCCGCCAGCCCACACCCCCUCCUCUCUGUUUGACCUGGCGAGCAGCUCUGGUCGCCCGGGGAGGGUCCCUGCUCUGCGAAAGACCCAAAACAGGUGCCACCGCCCCCCUGCCCCCCCCCCGCCGUCUCCAGGCUGGGCCCCCUCCCGUCCCCUCGACCUUGCGGGCGAAGGAAGGACGGCAACGGGGCCCCCAUCGCCCCUCGUCCUAAGGACAGACGAAGUCGGGCCAGGGGCGCCCCAGAAGGCGGCUAGGUGCAGUGGGAGGGGCCCCACUGCUGAAGACAGACUUCCAGAAGCUUCCAGGGGGCCCUGGAAGCCCAUGAGAGGAAUUGGGGGGAGAUUGGGCUGUGGGGGGGUCACGAUGGGUCUGAGCUGCCGCAGGGACCCUCGCCCCCCUGCUGCACCCCCCCACCCAAUUUGUGGUCCAAGUUGGCCUGCCUUGAAGGGUCUUGAAGGCUGGACUCCAUCAGCAGGCGCGGGGGGCUGCCCGGCCUGGGUGCCCCCACCCCAUGGGCCAGGUGAAGGGGGUCCCUCCCUGCGGCGGGGGGGCGGCCUCCCAGUCUUCCCUGCAUAUCAGUUCAGACCUGAUUCAGGGCCUUUUGCCACCACCCCCUCCCCAAGGGCGGGGGCGAUAAUUACCAAAGACGGGUGCACCCCCCGCCCAGGCCGAGUCUGGCCCGGGCCUUGGGCUGGGCAAGUGAUGAGCACUGAGCAAGGGGUGCGGCCCCAGGGGAGGGGGGUUGGGGGGGCAGUGGAUCAGGGGGAAGAAGGGGACCUGGGGGAGGCUUGUGGGCGGGGUGGGGGGAGAGAGUCAGCUGGGCCCUGGGCCUGGUCUUCGAGACACUGAACCCCAGUGGGAAGCGACCCCAAGGGCCCCGGGAGGCGGCGGCCUUCCAGGAGGCGGCGUUGAGGUCCAGCGGGGGAAAUUCUUAUGGGGCAACUCCGUGUGGGGCUUCUCCCUACCCCCCAGCCCCCUCCACGAAGGAGCUUGGAGGGCGCCAAGGCCAGGCUGAAGUAGCCCCUGUCCGGGCUACCCUGGGGGCCCGAGGGCCAGCGGGGACAAGGCCAGUCACUGGGGACACGAGGCCAGGUUUUGCCCCUGCGGGCGGCAGCUGGGCCUGGCCGGGGUCACUUCCAGUGUUAAGGUUUUAACCGGGAGUUGCUGGCUCAUCCCCCCCAACCCUGAGUCUUGGAGAUUUCCCACGGGGGGUCCGAGAAGCACAGGGCGGGGGAGGAAGGGCCGCAGGGAGGGGCCAGGCCUCCGGGCAGGUUUCGAGGGGGAGAGGGGGAGGCAGGUCCCAGUUGAGAGGGACCCCAGGCACAGGCUGGGUGGGCAGAGGCCCGGCUCGGGGCGGGGGCAUCCCUCCAGGGGCUUGGCCAGCCCCCAGCCCCCUCUGGCGGCCCCCUCCCCGCGCCUCCUCCACACCAGGGCCUAGGGCAGUGGUGGGCCCCACCGUCCCCCUUGCACCUUUAAAACAGAACCAGUAUUUACACUUCCCUCCCGCUGUCUGCCUCAGCUCCCGCGGGCAGGAGGGGAUCCCCAGGUGGGCAGCAGCGUCUCAAGCCCCCUCCCCCCUGUUCCCUGCCAGACAAGCACAGGUACGGGCAGGGCCGAGGGGCGCACCCACCCCCUCCCCCCGCCCCCACGGUCGGCACCUGAUUUGGGUCCCAAAUGCGGACUUGGCUCUGGGAAGCAGCCCCUUGAUCUGUGUGUGGACCCCCGCCCAGGGGGUGCGGGCUGACCCCUCUCCUCCUCUUCUUUUAGGGAAUAACUUCAUUUCUUUUCUCUCCCCUCUCUUCACCUCUCCCUCCACCCCCCCGCCCCCCAUUUCCUGUUUUAAACCGAAUGGCACGAAAUUGUUUUCCUCGACUCGGAGAUUCCUGUAUGGAGAAAGUCAAUUUCUAUAUUUGCAAUAAAUUUCGUAUUUAAAACAACGGA